AGCCCCUAGAUUCUGUCACACCUCUGUCCCACCGCCAUUUUUUAGCUGCCGCCUCUUCAGUUUUAUCUGAGAAUGCGCGUACCCACUGAAUCGUAGUCCCUUGCGGCUCGCUGUUGUCGCAUACAUGUCGCGAUCCAAUCGCCUGUCGUCGCAGCACCAUCGCACGAUCGCGCAGCCGCACAGAGGGUCCUCCCAGCCGCACCACCGAGGCGUGCCAGGGCGAGGCGGCGGCGGCAGCCAGCUGUGCGGGCGCCUGCUGCUGCUGCUCGUGGUCGCGCAAGGCCUCUACAUCCUAAAGCUUAAAUUCUCCCCGCGAUCUGAUGCCACGCGACAGAGCGCAGCGACCGCGGCUCAGGGCCAAUCGGACGGCCACGAUUUGACGAAGCUGUUCAGCGCAAGCGGCGGAGGAAGCGGGCAGCGGGAGGCGGCUGCGGACGCGGAUUCGAUUCACCUCGGCGGACCGCGACGAAACACCCACGAAGGUUCGCGUGGCGCCACGUACUACGCGGGCGACGAGCGCAAGUGGGUGCGGAGAUUCGCGGGCGGCGGGAUCGACGCGAAGGACGAUGCGGAGCCGCGCGGAGAGGGUGCGCAGCAGGGGGAGGACCGGGGGAAUGCGCGGGAGCAUGCGCUGGUAAAGGCGCAGGGGGAGGCGGGGGGGGAGGAGGGAAAGGGGGUGGAGUUAAGAAGCGGCGAUGACGAUUGGAUGGUUGACGGGACUAAGACUAGUCAGCCCAUAAUAGUCGACGAGGAGAGCGGGAGGGGCGGAGGGGAGGGUGAGGAGGAGCGGAAGGGAGUGGAGUUAAGGAGUGGUGACGAUGAUUGGAUGGUGGACGGGACUAAGAGCGACCAGCCGUUGAUCUUCGAUGAGAACACGUGGCGCGGCAGGGGGACGGACGACGAUAGUGGGAGGGGGAGGGAGGCGGACGACGAUAGGGGGAGGGGGAGGGAGGGAGGGGAGACGAGGGAGGAGGAGGAGGAGGAGGGGGAGGGGGAGCCGGUUUGGCAGUCGCCAUUGGACGAGGCGUCUGAGUGGUCCCCACUGCAGGGCCCUCCUGAUGGGCUGACGUGUCGCUCAUGGCUGCAAGAGGCUGAUGACGUGGCAUUCAGGAGGGACUUCGAGAAGCGGCCAAUCAGAGUGAUGGAUUACGAGAUCCGCAGGUACCCGUGUGACGUGCCGUGUGAGAUGGUGGGCAAGACCCCCGCCGCGCAGCUGGACGGCAGCCUGGCGGGCGCCGUGCCUCGGCACAAGGCGGUGAUGCGCUCCAUGGAGCCGCGGGGGUAUUAUGCCAGCAACGACCUGGCUGCGGCGCACAAGGAGCACGGGGUGGUAAUGACGGUGCACUAUGACUCGGACGUGCCGGUGCAGUACGGGUCGUGGGAGGAGUACGAUGUGAUGCGGCCAGCCGUGAAUAAGACCGCCAUGGCGGCUGCUUUCAUCAGCAACUGCCACGCCAACAACUUCAGACUCGAGGCACUGAAGGAGCUGGGUCGCCACAUGGAGGUGCAUUCGUACGGCCGCUGCCUCAACAACAUACGCAGCGAGCGCGACAAGCUGCCAGUGCUGGCGCGGCACCGCUUCUCCCUGGCGUUCGAGAACACCUGCGAGGAGGACUACGUCACCGAGAAGUUCUGGCAGUGCCUCGUCGCCGGGUCCAUCCCCGUCGUCAUCGGAGCCCCCAACAUCGCCGCCUUCGGUCCCGCCGACAACUCCUUCCUCCAGAUCACCUCCCUGGAGGAUGUGCCGCGGGUGGCGCGGCAGAUGGCAACGCUUGCUGGUAACCAGACGGCGUAUGAUGAGAUGCUGGCGUGGAAGAGGGACGGGCCGUCGCAGGCGUUUCUGGCGAAUAUGGAUCUGUCAGCAGUGCACUCUUCCUGCCGCCUCUGUAUCUUUCUCGCUGACCGGAUCCGGAGAAGGGACCUGAUUGCUGCCAAAGCCCGCCGCCCGUGCCGGUGCGAGGUGCCGGGGAAGCGGGAGGGCGAGAAGCUGGUGGUAUACCACCUGUACGUGCGAGAACGGGGGACGUUCCACUUCACCUCAGUUUUCCUGCGCAGCGACCACCUCACUAUGAGAGGGCUCACUCUAGCCAUAAGACGCAGCUUUCAGAAGAAAGCUCAUAAGCCGGUGUGGGUGGGGAAGCGGCCGGCGGUGUUGGGAGCGGAUGAGAAGGCGUGGGCUUUAAAGAUCUAUCGGAUAUACCCGGCGGGGGCGACGCAACGAGAGGCGCUGUGGGGCGAGGCGUGGUUUAGAAACUCGUCGCAGGCGGUGGGGCAUGUAAGCGCGCACCCGUGUGCAAGACUAGAGGUUAUCUUCGUAUGAUGCAGGUGGGCUGUUAUUCUAGGUUCCUAUUGUGCUGUGGAUUUGCGAAUGAGUUGCUUGGCAGGAAUGCUU
Closterium sp. NIES-67 is the source of this 2392-nucleotide messenger RNA. The record is from the annotation of a GenBank genome assembly. Lineage: Eukaryota; Viridiplantae; Streptophyta; Zygnematophyceae; Desmidiales; Closteriaceae.